AGAGUUCCCGAAAAGAAUCCUUCCAAUCUGGCUUUAUUCAUCUGGAUCACGAUUUUCUAACCCCCAACCCAAAGAAAAAAAAAUGUUUUUUUGUUUUUUCUGCAUCACUUUUUUGUUUCUGUUUUUUUGCAAUCUUCAUUACGAUCUAAAGUUGAGCAAACUGAAAGUAAUUCUUUUUUUGGUAGAAAGCAAACUGAAAGUAAUUCACUGAAGCGAAAAAAAUAGCAAACCAUUUGACAUUUUAACCGAUUUUCCUGUUGCACCAACUGUUAGGUUCCCAGAAUCAAUACCUAUUUUCAACUCUACUCCUCCUCUCUCUCUUCUGUCACUUUCAAUCUCUCUGUAAUUUAUUGAAAGAUAAGGAUUCAGAAUUCUAUAUUUGGGCUAAUUUUGGGAGAGGAGUAGAAAUAUCACAUUUGAAAGAUCUGCCCAGACUCCCUUUUUUUUUGGGGGGGGGGGGUGAGAGUGCAAAUCUGCCUAGAUUCGUUGGUAGCUUCAAAGUGUGAUACCGAAUAUGGGAGCUUCAUCUUGGCCUUCCGAAAGAGAGGUGGGUGAAAUAAGAAAGAAGGUGGCGGAAAUGAGUGGAAGAAGUGCUGAGGAGGUCAGGGUUGUUGUUUCUCCGUAUAGGAUUUGUCCCCUGGGAGCACACAUUGAUCAUCAGGGUGGAGCUGUUUCAGCUAUGACCAUUAAUAAGGGUAUUCUACUGGGUUUUGUUCCUUCUGGCAACUCUGAGGUUUUGCUAGAAUCAGGUCAAUUCCAUGGAGUCGUGAGAUUUAGAGUUGAUGAAGUUCAGUACCCAAGGCAUGCCAUUCGGAAGAAUGACAACGGCCAUGCAACUGAUUCAUCCCAGGUCCACAAAGAGAGCAAUUGGGGGACCUAUGCUAGGGGAGCACUGUAUGCACUGCAGAUAACAGGGAACCAUGUCACAAAGGGUAUCAUAGGGUUCAUCUGUGGUUCCACGGGACUUGAUAGUUCAGGGCUUAGCUCUUCAGCUGCUGUUGGCGUGGCUUAUCUCUUGGCCCUUGAAACUGCAAAUAAUUUGAACGUAACACCAACAGAAAAUAUUGAAUUAGAUCGGAUAAUUGAAAAUGGAUAUUUGGGUCUAAAAAAUGGUAUUUUGGAUCAAUCAGCUGUACUACUUUCUAGUUAUGGUUGCCUAACUUACAUGAAUUGCAAGACCAAGGAACACAAGCUCAUCCACCCACUGAAGUCCCAUGAAAUCAAGGAAUCCACGGGGAAAAAGGAAUACAAGAUAUUAUUAGCAUUUUCAGGCUUGAAGCAUAAUUUGGCGAAUAACCCUGGGUAUAAUCGCCGGGUUGCUGAAUGCAAGGAAGCUGCUCAGAUUAUUUUAGAUGCUUCUGGAAAGGGAGAUCUGGAACCUCUUUUUUGUAAUGUUGACGUAGAAGCAUACAGGGCACACAAGCACAAAUUAGCACCAAAACUAGCUAGAAGAGCUGAGCAUUAUUUUUUUGAGAACACGCGGGUUGCAAAAGGACUUGAAGCAUGGGCAUGUGGCAACAUGGAGGAAUUUGGAAAGCUCAUGUCAGCUUCUGGUUUAAGUUCCAUCGAGAACUAUGAGUGUGGUUGUGAGCCAUUGAUACAUCUAUAUAGUAUCCUUUUGGAAACACCCGGUGUGUUCGGUGCACGGUUUAGUGGUGCUGGAUUUAGAGGUUGCUGUCUUGCAUUUGUAGAGGCUGAUAAAGCAACAGAAGCAGCCCUAACCGUGAGGAAAAAGUAUCAACAACGACAACCUCUGUUGGCAAAUCAGCUCGACGAGGAAACUGCUGUAUUAAUCUGCGAAACAGGUGACUCCGCUCAUGUAAUAUGAUUGAAAUGUGUUCGUUGUAUAAAGUAUUCACAUUCAACCCAAGUUGGUCAGCUGGCUCAAGCCAAGGCAUGACAACACUGCGCCCCCAAGAGAGGAGACUCCGUGGAAGUAAUCUGAUCAUAUGUUUUAUUGUUACUGAUCUCCAUUCAUGUUCUUAAAUGGGUUGUUAUUAUUGUAACAACUAUUUGUGAGGUCACCAAAUGUCGCAAAUUGAUCGAGCCGCCCAUUACAUAUUUGACAAUCUAUGAAAACCUUUGAUUCAUUUAAAA
Molecule: messenger RNA, 2097 nt
Organism: Macadamia integrifolia
Lineage: Eukaryota; Viridiplantae; Streptophyta; Magnoliopsida; Proteales; Proteaceae
Product: galacturonokinase
Exons: 15
Coding region: 515-1828 (437 amino acids)
Biological process (GO): galactose metabolic process
Cellular component (GO): cytosol; cytoplasm
Molecular function (GO): galactokinase activity; ATP binding
Source: RefSeq, a predicted model, not a curated record